This is a messenger RNA of Silurus meridionalis, 1889 nucleotides long. RefSeq lists its product as uncharacterized. The record is from RefSeq and is a predicted model, not a curated record. Gene Ontology annotation, cellular component: external side of plasma membrane. Lineage: Eukaryota; Metazoa; Chordata; Actinopteri; Siluriformes; Siluridae. Bases 188 to 1039 code for a protein of 283 amino acids. Gene Ontology annotation, biological process: immune response; positive regulation of T cell proliferation; cellular response to lipopolysaccharide. The transcript has 6 exons.
UUCCUAGCGCUUCCUCUGUACGUAUGAAAGCAGUCAACUCUAAUUCUCCCUUUGGAUUAUAAGUGUGAGAUUGGUUCCCCAAUAAGAAUAUAGGUGUAAUUUCUUUUUUACCUAUCCUUAUACAACUUCAUUGAGGUGAUGAACACUCAAUUUGGAUUCUGAUGCUGUGAAUAGAUAUAUUAAACAGAUGGCUAAAUGGAUGGAGAGAUCGUGUGAAUGUGAGAACCUGCAAAUUCUGAACAGAUGCUGCAGGCUAAAGGGAAAUAAAGAUAUACAAAUCACUGCAUACACAGGAGACUCAGUACUGCUGCCCUGCUCCUGCACUGACCUCCACACCAAACCUCAAAUAUUCACAUGGAGCAAAUAUGAUAAAAAGGAUAAAUGGAUAAAGAUAUCUCCUGAGAGUGAUCAGUACACCAACAAAUUUCAGCUGGUUAAUGAGUCUUCAGGAUAUUCUCUAUUCAUAUCACACGUGACUGGAAACGAUGAUGGAUACUACAUGUGUAUGAAUGAAGUGGGUGAAAUCAGGUAUAUAAGACUCAUCGUUGAAGGUUGUAAACUGACUGAAAAAUUAGUGUAUGUGACUGGGUAUGUGGGACAGUCUGUCCUUUUGCCAUGCUCCUGCUCUGACCUGCAAGCCAAACCCCACACUUUCACAUGGUUAUUUUAUAAGGAUUUUCAAUAUAAAGAAAUCUACCCAAAGGACCAGACAAAUCUGUACACAGGCAGAGUUCAGCUUAUUAAUGAUCAUCCAGGAAAUCUAUCUUUACUGAUAUCACAGCUGACUUUAAAGGAUGAAGGGUAUUACAGAUGUGAGAUAAGGAAAAUCAUUACAGAUGUUCCACUUGUAGUAAAAGAUGCCCCAAUAUGGCCUUUAACAUCCACACCCAUUAUCACAACAACUAAUUCCACAUCAGAGUCUCUUCCCUUCAUCCCCUUCGCUGUGGUGACUGCGAUCUUCCUGCACAUUAUCGUGGCUGUGGUCUACUGCUCCACCAGAAAGAAAGGUCUAAAAAACAGUUUACUACAGCAAAGGUAAUCGAGAUGGAACAGUGCGUCUGCAGUAGAGCAGGAGAUCAACUGAAGAUCAUACAUGGAAGAGACCCUGCAGAACUGAUUAGCAGAUGAGACAGCAACUAAUACACCAACAUAUAAUAUUUUAUUUCUAACUGAAAGACAUACGGUUUGGAUGUUUCCUUUCUGUAUGCUACUAAAAAAUGACCCUCUCCUGCAUGAUGUCGGUACCAGGGUUGAACGCUUUUAUCGCUCUUUGUUGCCACUUUGUGGAAUAACACAGCUAGUGUUUCGAAUCUUUUGCACUUAAUCAGGACUAAUCACAGGCUGUGGAAUGUAUUAAAACAUAUUAGGCUUAAUGUAUUGUGUUUCACUCCAAAAAUAUUUUUUUUGUAAUUAUUUUACACUAAUCCUGCUGUUUAAUUUUUCUAUUGUAUUUGAUUAGAUUUAACUGUAGACAGACUUGUUUUUAUUCACUUCGGCCCUGCAUUCUUAAUCAGAACUGGUGUAUUUUGGUGUAUUUCUGUAUAUUUGUUUGUACUUUUUAUGCACAUACAGUACAUUACAUGUCAUUAUUUUUAGGAUUUGAGGGAUCCUGUUUCCUCUGUUUGGUUCUUAUUGCUUUCACUUGUGCCUCAUUAGCAUCUGUUUGGCAAAAUAGGGACACUGGGACAAAAUGGUUACAUCUGGUGGAAAUAAAAACUGGAAAGAUGAAAAAAAAAGAAAGGCUAUAGACUUAGCAGGAUCCCUCAGAUCCUUACUGAUUUAUUUAUAGAUUGUUCACCUUUUACCCGUUCAGUAGCAACUCAUACUACAUUCAAAUAACAACUGGAGCCAGGAUCUAGUUUUAAAAAUAAAAAUUCUUUACUUUUGAA